GAGCGAGAGAGAGAGGGCGGCAGGCAGUUGAGACCGUUGAAAUUACCUAUCUUAAACAUUGUUAUAACAGAACAAAACAAACCGACCAUAUUGACACAGUCAGAUUUCCAUUUCCAUGAACUGAAACAGUAAACUCUAUUCUCUUCUUCAAUUUUUGUCAUCUUCCAUUUGUCACUCUUCAGUCCUCUUUCCCUUCUUGCCUAUUGUAAUGUCCCUCCACCUUCACACCUUUCACUUUCAUUUUCUGUUUGUCCUCUUUGUUUUUGCAGUCCUUUAUAAUAGACAAAUCCAAAUUUCCUUUUCUUUUCUUUUCUUUUUUUCAUGGCUUUUCUUUACCAAGCAUCUCCCUGUUUCCCCCUAAUAAUAUUCUUCAGCACUAUUCCCAUAUUCUGCCACCCACUUCCGUGUAAUCAUCGCCGUAACAACUCUAAUCCAUCACUCAGUAAUGUUGAUAGGUUGAUGUUUAAUUGUCAAAAGUAGCUUCAAGGGAAGAAGAUUCUGUUAUCAGCUGAAAUGGCAUCAUCAUCUUUGGAGGAGCUUCUUGCGGAGGAAGGGUUUAGAGGAAGAAGAUCAGGGAUGGCACUGAGAGCUUCAUUUCGAGCAGAUGCUGUAAUUAAGUCUCUCUACCCUUCUCGAGAUAAACCAAAGUCAGACUCACCAUUAGGCCGGAGAAUGAAGACUGAGAGGACAAGAUUUGAUCUAUCUCGAUACAUUUCGAGAGGGGAAUCACCAAGAAGGGAUAUUACUUCUAGCAGGAGACCUCGGGAUAAUCUGGCUUCAAGAGAAAAAAUAGAUGGAAGAUCAAAGAUAGAUUCUGCAGAAAGACUUGGCCGCCGAGAUUCAAAUGAUGUGCAGAAUGACAAAACACAUAAUUCAGGAGAGAUUGAGGGAAGUGAAAUAACUGAGGUUGGUGCAGAAGGACAUGAGGGGGUUAAGGAUAUAUAUUCUGUCAAAGCAUAUAACUCAGAGAGGAGUGAAAAAUCUUCUCAGGGAAAUGAAGAAAGCCACAGGUACUUAUCAAGGAGAGGGAACAAUGUAAUAGUAGAUGAAAGGCACAGUAGGAAUUCUAGCAAAAGUUUGCUAAAGUAUACAGCAUUUGAGGAUAGCAGCAUAAACCCAUCUUAUGACAGUUCUGUUAGAAGUUCCAAGAUUGUCAAAAGGGUUAAAGAUGACGAGAGAACUAGGUGCGAGACUGCUUCACAGGCAGUAUCUGAUAUAGCUCUGGAUAAAGUUGCUGUCAAAGCCAUGGUUUCCAUCUUGAAUGGUUACAUUAAGCGUUUCCUGAGAGAUGAGGAAUUUCGCACUACUCUUCGUCACAAUUGUUUCUCUUCCCUUAUGUUUAAUGGAGAAGGAGACAGUAUUAAGAGCAAAGUGAUUACCAAUCUUGAACAAGCAAUUGAGACAGUGGAAAAAGCUACUGAGGAAGCUGCAAGCACAAAGGAUUUAAAAAGAGCUGCACUGCAGCUGAGUGUGAUCACAAGCUUAAACUCGAAUGAUUUGGAAGAUGGACAUACAUCGGGAAUUCCAAAUUUUAGAUUGUCUGCUUGUGCUCAUCUUUACCGCAGUGUGAUAUACAAGCUGCAGAAGAAGGAUAGAGCUUCAUCUAAAUAUCUUUUGCAAGUGUUUUGUGAUUCUCCCUUUUCAGCACGAACAAUCUUGUUGCCUGAACUUUGGGACUUUCUUUUCUUUCCACAUCUUUCACAUAUGAAGGAGUGGUAUAAUCAGGAAGCUGAUUCUCUGCUAAACACCCCAAGCAAGAUUAAGAAACUUGAGCUUCUUGACAAAGUUUAUAAUGAAACUCUGGAUUCUGGUACUUACCAGUUCGCAGUUUACUACAAGGAUUGGCUCACUGAGGGGAUUGAAGCCCCUUCUCUUCCCACGUUACACAUCCCCAAAAUGUCAGUUCAGGAAGUUGAACAAUUGAAUCCAAAGGAUCAUUCCUCAGGUCUAAGUAGACCUUCUGAUCCUUUCUCACCUCAGCCAAUGGUUAGUAAGAAGCUGUAUGAAGCUGUAUUUAGCCAUUCAAGUAGGCCUGUAAGUUAUGAGGCUGAAGACGGAGAGGCAGAUAACUUGGAUAAUGUUGCAACAAUCUCUGAUGGUUCUGCUUAUGAAGUCAAACAAACAAUAAUGGACUCUCCUGAAAUUGUGAAAUACCUGGAUCAAGACACAGAAAAUGGUUCCUUUAAGGAUGCACAAGAUAACACAUGCCUUUAUCAUAAUGGGCUCACAUCAGAAAAGGAAGAAUGGAAGUUGCCUAAAAUGAGUCCUCCACCAGAAAGUGAUUGCAAUUAUGAAAUCAGAAGCUCUAAUAGACAGGAAGAACGUGCAGGAGAUGAUGCUAUGCUAAAUGCAUUUUCUCAUACAAAAGCAAAUGAGUCAAUCCUUAUGAGCCUAGCCAAAUCUGUUAUUGAACUGCAACAAACUGAUGAUUCUGGAGUUAUUUACAGCAAGCAAACUAAUGUGGUGACCUCUUGUGAAGAGUUAGAUGGAACAUAUCAAUAUUUUGAUGACGGAUCCUUCCUUGCAAGUGUACCCCAGGACUUUAUUUGCCCCCUGUCUGGCCAGAUAUUUGAGAAUCCAGUGACCCUGGAGACUGGACAAACCUUUGAGCAACAAGCUAUUAGAGAAUGGUUUAGUAUGGGAAACAGAACAUGUCCUGUUACAGGGAAAACUUUAGAAUGUCCAACUGUACCAUUUACAAAUUUUAUUUUGAAGCGGGUAAUUAGCAAUUGGAAAUUGGGGCAUUGUAGCCGUCUACUGGCUCUUGCCUCUCAAAUAUUUAUGAAUUCAGGGAAAGACGAAUCUAGGCAAAGGGAUGAAAAAGCAAUAUUUAUAUUAGAGAAGCUUCUUACUAGUUUUGGCAGGGAGGAAAGAUUGGCAAAUGCCAAACAUCUCGUCUCUCUUGGGGGCUUGGAGUUUCUUAUUAGAAGGAUUAGAUUCGGAGAGUUGGAAGAGAAAAUACGCGUGGCAGCUCUCUUGUCCUGUUGUAUUGAAGCAGAUGCAAGUUGCAGAAACCAUAUAAUUAAGAGAAUUGAUAAGUGGGGUCUCUUGGAGCUGCUCCACAGCAAGCAGCCUAAGUCCAGAAGAAAUGCUGUGCUUCUAUUGACUGAAUUACUAUGUCUAAGCAGGAGGAAAGACGUGAAAUUAUUUUUAAGUGGCUUACAGAAUGAGGAGUUAAUGAAUGCAAUGCAUAUCCUGCUCAUGUAUCUUCAGAAUUCUCCACCUGAGCAAAGGCCCUGGGUUGCUGUACUUCUUUUGCACCUCGAUCCUCUGGUUGAACAUCAUAAAUUCAGCAUAUACAGGGAAGAAGCUGUUGAUGCCAUAGUAAUGGCCCUAGAAAGCAGUCUAACAGACGAGAAGGUCUGCGAAAAGACUUGCAGAGCUCUCCUCGCCUUGGGAGGACGAUUUUCUGCUUCUGGGAAGUCACUGACAGAAAGUUGGGUACUGAAGCAAGCAGGGUUUAACAAAAUUUAUGAACUGAAUUCUCAUGAAGAAGAUUCAUUAUGUGAUGAUUCUUUCUCUUUGGAAGGUGAAGAAGAGACUACCAAUGAAUGGCUGAGGAACUUGUCUGCAUCAUUACUUGGUAAUGGAAAGAAGUCCUUCUUAGAGGCCAUUUCAAAGUGCUUGGCUUCCGGAAACUUAAAUCUAAUCGAGGCAUGCCUCGCCACAAUUGCAUGGUUGAGCUCUGCACUUUCUGCAUUAUCUGAUGCCGAAUUCCACCUCUCUGCCUUCUCUGCUCUCAUAUCUGGGCUGAAAGAAAGCUUGGAAAAUGGUGAACAGAUUGAGCUCAAAGUUCUUGCUUCCAUGUCACUAAUCAAUUUUAGUAAAAUCCCAGAAUGCAGGGUUUUGUUAAUGACAAUAGCAGAAGAGAUUGCAGUUCCACUUCGAGCCUUGUUGAAGUAACUUGGACAGCCAAACAACUAUAUACCAUCAUAUUUGGAGAAUGUCGUUCCGCCUGUUAGAAUUUCUUUUCAAAUGUGAAGAUUUCUCAAAAGCUUCAGCAUUUCUUUAGCAACCUGAAGAUUUUACCUACACAGAUGGUCUCCCAUUUCGAAAAUUUCCAGGCACCUCCACAUUGCUUCUAAUUCUUAAAAUGACAUUAACUUGGAUUGGUGUCAGCAUUGAGCAGGAAAAUUUUUGAAAAUAUAAAAUAAAAUAAGAUCUGAACUAGUCAUCCAACCUUAGAGAGGAGAUAAUGAUACUUUUCUAAACUGUAAAAUAACUGAAAGACCUUGGAAUGGUGUCUCACUGAUCUUUAUUUUAUAACUUUUGCAGGUUUAUUUGCAUUAGGGAUGAUUAAGAGAAACUGUAUUCUAUUUUAAUUUGAAGAUAUUUGUGCAUCAAUAUUUCUACUUCCA
Messenger RNA from Ricinus communis (castor bean), 4358 nucleotides. Its product is annotated as putative E3 ubiquitin-protein ligase LIN-1. Gene Ontology annotation, biological process: protein ubiquitination. Gene Ontology annotation, molecular function: ubiquitin-protein transferase activity. Lineage: Eukaryota; Viridiplantae; Streptophyta; Magnoliopsida; Malpighiales; Euphorbiaceae. The transcript has 9 exons. Bases 514 to 3903 code for a protein of 1129 amino acids. The record is from RefSeq and is a predicted model, not a curated record.